AUGGUACGCUACUUGCCUUUUUUGUUCCAGAAGAAACUCAAAGCCACCCUUCUUUUUCUCCUUAUGGUUGUCCUGAUACACAUUGUGAUGGAUUUUGUGCCCUCUGCUGAUUAUAAGUCCUGCAGGUGUCUAUCUAAAGUAACAGGUACCGUGAACCAUUUAUCAUCUAGUUCUAUAUUAGCAGCUCAAAAUAAGCUGAAUCUGAGGAAUCUUCAGGAUUUUAGUAGCAGUAACAGCUCCCUGGAAAAAGGAUUUCACUCAACAGAAGAUGUGUCACAUGUGGAUGGCCUCAGCAAUGUGGCUCUCCAAGAUGCCAACAUCAAGCAACAGGAAACCAAAGAAAAACCCAACCAGAAAAUAAAAUCUAAAUUGUCUGCUCUUUUUGAUCAUCCUCUGUAUAAGAUCCCAAUCCCAAAAGUUGUAAGGAAAGACAAACUAUUUGGGACCAAACCAAAGAUGAACCUCUUCAUAAAUAGUGAUGAACGAAUCAGAAGCAACAGUGCAGAAGGCCUUCAGAACCACAGUGCUCACCCUGCUUGGCUCAGCUUUUAUGCUGGAAUCAAUCGCUAUGAACUGUAUGCCCGCCAUGAUCCCUCUCGCCAUGACUUGAUGAAGGAUUUGGCCAAACAGAAAAUUAUCAGUUCAGUCCAGAAGCCUGGAGGAACUCAACUGAAGCUUAUCAUGACUUUUCCCAAUCAUGGCCAAGCUCUCUUCAAACCUAUGAAGCAAACCCGAGACCAGGAGACUUCAGCAGACUUCUUUUACUUUUCAGACUUUGAGCGGCACAAUGCAGAAAUAGCAGCUUUCCACUUGGACAGGAUCCUGGACUUUAGAAGAAUUCCUCCAGUUUCUGGACGGUUGGUGAACAUAAGCAACGAAAUCCGUGACAUUACAACAGAUAAGAAACUGUUUAAAACGUUUUUCAUCUCCCCAGCUGGCAACAUCUGUUUCUUUGGCGAGUGCUCCUACUAUUGCUCUACUGAACAUGCUUUGUGUGGCAAACCUGACCAGCUUGAGGGAUCUAUGGCAGCCUUGUUGCCUGACAAAGAGAUAGCUGAACGCCAGUCUUGGCGGAGUCCCUGGAGGCGUUCCUAUUCCAAGAUCAAGAAAGCUGAGUGGGAACUGAAUGAAAAUUACUGUGCUCAGGUUCGAAAGACACCACCCUAUGACAACACGGCCCGACUUCUGAGUCUCAUUGACAUGACCAUGCUUGAUUUUCUCAUGGGAAAUAUGGACAGGCAUCACUAUGAGACAUUUGAAAAGUUUAGUAACCACACUUUUUAUCUUCACCUGGACAAUGGCAGAGGGUUUGGGAGACAUUCUCAUGAUGAAAUGUCUAUUCUGACUCCUCUUCGGCAGUGCUGCAUUAUUAAAAAGUCAACUUUCCUGCGGCUGCAACUGCUUGCUACUGAGCCUUAUCGUUUAAGUGAUGUCAUGCGUGAAUCAUUAGCCUCAGAUCCCCUGUCUCCAGUCUUAUCAGAGGCUCAUCUAGAAGCACUGGAUCGGCGACUCAAAAAGAUAUUGGCUAUGGUAGAAAACUGCAAGAGGGCAGAUGGACAUAAAGAAGUAAUAGUUGAUGACUUAAGAGGAAAGCAGUAUUUUUAGUUUAGUGUAGCUAGAGAAGUGAUAGUGAUCUUACCUACAGUAGACACACAAUAUCCCCAACCUGCUAUUUCUGUUUACUCAUGAAGAAAUUAUUUCAGAUCUACCAUUGCUAUUUAUUGAGGAGGGGGACAUUUAUAGUUCCUUGAGUUCCAAUAUGGUACUGUGAACAUUGCCCACUGCCAGAGC
Molecule: messenger RNA, 1791 nt
Organism: Protobothrops mucrosquamatus (brown spotted pit viper)
Lineage: Eukaryota; Metazoa; Chordata; Lepidosauria; Squamata; Viperidae
Product: extracellular serine/threonine protein kinase FAM20C-like
Exons: 10
Coding region: 1-1605 (534 amino acids)
Biological process (GO): protein phosphorylation
Cellular component (GO): Golgi apparatus
Molecular function (GO): phosphotransferase activity, alcohol group as acceptor
Source: RefSeq, a predicted model, not a curated record